This is a messenger RNA of Entrophospora candida, 170 nucleotides long. Lineage: Eukaryota; Fungi; Glomeromycota; Glomeromycetes; Entrophosporales; Entrophosporaceae. The record is from the annotation of a GenBank genome assembly.
AUUGUUUCUUACUGAUCCAAAAAGAAAACCACAAAUAGAGAAUACUUUUUCCAUUAUCAGAAGGCUACCAUCAAUAACAAGAAAAUGUAAAUUGCUUACUAAAGCACCUUUAUUUAAAAGAGUAACAGGAAUACAACAAGUUUUUGACAUUAGAAAUGAAUUUAAUAUUG